GAAAGGGAAGAUUAUCAACAACAGAUUUCAUUUCCUCCGACUCUCCCAAUCCUUUAGAGAGAAGAGACCGGAUCCAAAACCCUAAACCCAUUCCCGCGUAGCUAACACGGAGCUCAAAUGGGAGAUCCGUUGGAUAGGAUUGGAUCCGAGGCAUCAAUGGCGACGGAAACCGCCAUCAAAUCGGACCUGUGUCUAGAGAUCGAUCCUCCGCCGAGCGAAACCGUCGCCACCGCCGAAGACUGGCGUCGUGCUCUCGACAGAGUGGUUCCCGCCGUCGUCGUGCUCCGCACGACUGCCUGCCGCGCUUUUGACACCGAAUCGGCAGGUGCUAGCUACGCCACUGGGUUUAUCGUCGAUAAGAGGCGUGGGAUCAUCCUCACCAAUCGCCACGUGGUUAAACCUGGCCCUGUAGUGGCUGAGGCAACGUUUGUAAACCGAGAAGAGAUCCCGAUCUAUCCUGUAUACAGGGAUCCGGUCCAUGACUUUGGCUUCUUUUCUUAUGAUCCGAGUGCAGUUCAGUUUCUGAGUUAUGAAGAAAUCCCCCUUGCUCCAGAGGCGGCUUCUGUUGGACUCGAGAUUAGGGUUGUUGGCAAUGAUAGUGGAGAAAAGGUUUCCAUACUGGCUGGUACUAUUGCUCUUGAUAGGGAUGCUCCACAUUAUAAAAAAGAUGGUUAUAACGACUUCAACACGUUUUACAUGCAAACGCAAUUUCUAAACUUGGAGAAUCUGAUUGAUGACGGUGUUGGCCAGAUAGUUGAAUUGGAAAUUGAAAGGGGUGGACAGCCACUAACUGUUAAUGUGUCGAUUCAGGAUCUACAUUCGAUUACUCCAGAUCAUUUCCUGGAAGUAAGUGGUGCUGUAAUUCAUCCGUUGUCUUAUCAGCAGGCUCGUAAUUUUCGUUUUCCUUGUGGCUUGGCGUACGUUGCGACCCUGGGUAAGCCGCUCAAAUACAUGCUGUUUAGAGCUGGGGUCCCACGACAUGCUAUCAUAAAGAAGGUUGCUAACGAGGAUAUUUCAUGUCUAGCGGAUUUAGUAUCCGUUCUUUCAAAGCUCUCUAGGGGUGCUCGUGUUCCCUUGGAAUAUAUGUCUCACACCGAUCGUCAUCGCAAGAAGUCUGUGUUAGUCACAAUUGACCGUCAUGAAUGGUACGCUCCUCCACAGUUGUAUACCCGUAAUGACAGUUCUGGUUUAUGGGAUGUGAGACCUGCAAUCGAACCUGCUGCUGUUUCACCAUCUAUUGAUAUUAAUGGUUUGCCUAUAAGCCAAAAUAUUCCCCUCUGCCAUCACGAUACAGAGCCCAUGCAUGAAGUUCGUGGGGUUACUGAUACUGCGGCUACUAUGGGAGCCUCUAGUGGAGAUAGUUCCCAGAAUGAUUUUGGCUCAGAAGCAAAGAAACAAAGACUGGAAGAUGAUUCUUCAGAUGGAACUGUUGCAAACGCUUCCUUAUAUGGGAGUGAAUUAAAAUCUGAUGAUGCAAUGGCAACAGAUAAUACGGUUUUAAGAGACUUCGAAGGUGCAACAGCAUUUGCUGCUAAUGCUUCAUUGGCUGAACGUGCUAUUGAACCUGCUCUUGUCAUGUUUGAGGUUCAUGUGCCACCAUCGUGCAGUCUUGAUGGUGUACAUUCACAACAUUUCUUUGGGACCGGCAUUAUUAUUUAUCAUUCUUCGAGCAUGGGACUUGCUGUGGUGGACAAAAACACCGUUGCCAUUUCUGCAUCUGAUGUUAUGUUGUCGUUUGCCGCUUUUCCAGUCGAGAUUCCUGGAGAGGUGGUGUUUCUUCAUCCUGUUCACAACUAUGCUCUGAUUGCCUAUAAUCCUUCAGCAAUGGGUCCUGCCGCUGCUUCAGUCAUUCGUGCAGCUGAGCUACUACCUGAACCUGCACUGCAACGUGGAGAUUCAGUUUAUCUUGUUGGAUUGAGUAGGAACCUUCAAGCCACGUCAAGAAAGUCUAUUGUAACCAAUCCAUGUGCAGCGUUAAACAUUGGGUCUGCUGAUUCUCCUCGCUAUAGAGCAACCAAUAUGGAAGUAAUCGAGCUUGAUACAGAUUUUGGUAGCUCAUUUUCUGGAGCCCUGACUGAUGAGCAGGGGAGGAUUCGGGCCAUUUGGGGAAGCUUUUCCACUCAGAUUAAAUAUAGUUCAACUUCGUCAGAAGACCAUCAGUUUGUCAGAGGUAUCCCGGUAUAUGCGAUCAGCCAAGUCCUUGAGAAAAUCAUAACCGGUGGAAAUGGACCAGCUCUUCUCAUAAAUGGUAUCAAAAGACCAAUGCCACUCGUUCGAAUUUUGGAAGUUGAGCUGUAUCCUACGUUGCUCUCAAAAGCGCGGAGUUUUGGUCUGAGUGAUGAAUGGAUCCAAAUCCUAGUCAAGAAGGAUCCUGUUAGACGACAAGUUCUACGUGUUAAAGGUUGCCUGGCAGGAUCAAAAGCUGAAAAUCUUCUAGAACAAGGCGACAUGGUUCUGGCAGUCGAGAAGAUGCCAGUUACAUGCUUCAACGACAUUGAAGCCGCUUGCCUAACAUUGGAUAAGGGUAGCCACAGCGAUGAGAAUCUCAAUCUAACAAUCCUUCGACAGGGCCGAGAGAUGGAGCUCGUAGUUGGAACUGAUAAAAGAGAUGGAAAUGGAACAACAAGAGUGAUAAACUGGUGCGGCUGUGUUGUUCAAGAUCCUCAUCCCGCGGUUCGCUCUCUUGGAUUUCUUCCUGAGGAAGGUCAUGGUGUCUAUGUGACAAGAUGGUGUCACGGGAGUCCCGCAAACAGAUAUGGCCUCUAUGCACUUCAAUGGAUCGUGGAAGUUAACGGGAAGAAGACUCCUGAUCUCAACGCAUUCGCAGAUGCCACCAAGGAGCUAGAGCACGGGCAAUUUGUGCGUAUAAGGACCGUUCAUCUUAACGGCAAGCCACGAGUGUUGACUCUAAAACAAGAUCUCCAUUAUUGGCCAACUUGGGAGCUGAGGUUCGACCCAGAGACUGCUCUUUGGCGGAGAAACAUAUUGAAAGCCUUGAAAUAAGAAGCCUUUUAGGUGCAUAUUUGCAUGAUCCAACUUUGUUGUAUUUCUAUCGAUAUUAAAACUAUUCAUUAUAACAUUACUCGAAGAACUGUCACUACAACUUACAGGGAGAAAAAAAACUAAGAAGGAUUUUACAUCCAGUAAAAAUUGAUCAAAUUGAAAGAAAAAAAGAUCGUUUCAUAAUUUAUGUUUAUGAUUUUACUUCA
Messenger RNA from Raphanus sativus (radish), 3209 nucleotides. RefSeq names its product protease Do-like 7. Gene Ontology annotation, molecular function: protein binding. Lineage: Eukaryota; Viridiplantae; Streptophyta; Magnoliopsida; Brassicales; Brassicaceae. The record is from RefSeq and is a predicted model, not a curated record.